AUGCCGCAACCAUAUGUUCUGGUCGCUGCUUGUCAAAACGCAGCUCAUCAGCCACCUGCACCAGUUGUUCCAUCUGCAGUGCCACAAGUACACAUGCCAGAGCCAUCUAUACCUCCGAACAAUCAAGACCCCGCGAUGCCUGUUGUAACUGGUCGACAAGAUCCCGUUGUUCCUCCACCCCCUGUUAUGACUAACGUACACCCCAAACGAGACACAGCUUUUCCUCCUCCUAUCAUAAAUGACACGCAUUACGUGUCUCAAUCACAACCCACUGCGCGCGCGCCCGAGCCACACGUAGACAAUCGCCGGGCAACUCCAGGCCCUGUCAUCCCUGAUAUGACCAGUCGACGAGGAGAUCCGGUUGUUUCUCCCCCCGUCAUAACUGACGCACAGCGUGCAGCUAACUCGUUAUCUCGCCCAAGAAUCACCGACUUCUACCAGCCGGCUGAUCGCCCUAUUUCUAUGCCUGAGCCUUAUUUGAGUGAUGUACCAUUUAGGCACCAACGGUCCUUCCCAUACGAAUGGCAACAUGGAGAAAAUCCCCUCCUAGAGACCUAUGGGAAACUACCCCAUAACGUCAAGUUUUAUAGGAACUCCCAAAGCUUGAACGUCGAACACAUGGAAAACAUGCUGGCUCAACCAGCAGGUCCGAUAUCGCGUCUAGGAAACCUAUUUGGCUCUAGUAGUGAGCGCAAGGGUAAAUCGGACUCUUUCGCACUUUCAGCGCUUCGAGGAGCGAUAGCGAAUCUGGCGGUCGACAUCAUUGGUUCCAAUGCCAUGACAUUAUUCGUUAUAUCACCAGCUGCAGCCGUGCCCCAUGGGAUAAACCCAUACACUGGAAGUGGAGCCCCACUGCAAGUUAUGCCAGUUCCCGAUCGCGGACCAACCGUCAAGGUUUUGACCACAGGGAAUAUCUGUGGGUCUUUCCUUCCUCAGGAACUCAUGUCCGUUCCGGACAACAUAGCUGUUACACUCAUGUCUGUUGUUCACGGUGACAUCAAAGCGGAUCCUUACUUUAUCAUAGUUCAAUAUCGCCAUCAGCCCAGACGGCAGGCCACUGCUUUCCAACUUCGGUUCUACAAGACGUCUCUUCUCAUGUCGAUCACUGUGCUCUGA
This is a messenger RNA of Suillus subalutaceus, 1116 nucleotides long. RefSeq lists its product as uncharacterized. The transcript is spliced from 3 exons. The coding region runs from base 1 to 1116 and encodes 371 amino acids. The record is from RefSeq and is a predicted model, not a curated record. Lineage: Eukaryota; Fungi; Basidiomycota; Agaricomycetes; Boletales; Suillaceae.